Messenger RNA from Microcebus murinus (gray mouse lemur), 2735 nucleotides. Lineage: Eukaryota; Metazoa; Chordata; Mammalia; Primates; Cheirogaleidae. The record is from RefSeq and is a predicted model, not a curated record.
GAGGUGGAAUCUUUGGAAGGGUUGCUAUGGAGACACCGGAUGCCUGUUUCCACGGAAACCGGGGGCGGGGCUAUGCGGCUCCCAGCUUUGGAGAAACCGAUCUGUGUGUUCGAAUCCAGCCUCGGCCUAUUUCCUCUCCAGCUGUCAUAUAACCGCUUUUCUCCACUCCGAGGCGCUGAAAGUAUCCCAGAGUGAGAUGAUCAUGUCCCCGGGGCCCGCCAAUUAAGAAAGAGACUGUAUGCACGAUGCUUGGCACACGGAUGCCAGGCACUUGGGGAGAAGCCACAGCAGGAAAUAGGCCCUGUGACAGUUAUUCAUUUCCGUCCUCCAGCUCCUGAGGGCCAGCUGUCCUCCUCAGGGACCCCGUCUGCGGACAGACUGAGGGAUGGAAACUCCACAUCACCUUUUGGAAACUCAGGGCAAGGCGGGCGCUUCGUGAAUAAUUCGCCCCCUCUCCUCUUCCGCUCAAAGCCACAGUCUUGGCCUCAGGCCCCUGGCCUCUACCCCAAAGCCUUGCAGCAGGGGGAAGGGACACCCCCUCCCUGGGCUGAGCCUCUCCCUCCCCUCCCCCAGCUCUCUUCCCAGCCCCAGUCUACCCCCACCCCCCACCGUGUCCCCUUCCAUGGUCUGCUGUCUCGUCUCCCUCGGGCAGGCUUUGUCUCUGUCACCGGUCGUCUCUUUCAUCACCUAUAACUUUCCGCCUUUCUCGGCCGUCUCCGUCUCCUCCUCGUUUCUUCCCUCUCCUGUCUCUCCGUCUCCUGUGUCUCCCCAGGUCUCUCCCUCCUCUGUCUCUGUGACUCUCUGCCUUCUGUCAGCCCCUCUCUGUGACUGAUGAGGUUUCCCCUCUCUCUGCUGCCAGUGGGGACGCCGGAGGGGCCGGGGGUGGGGGGCCCCCCGCCCCCGCCCAGGCCUGGAGCCCGGCCUGGCAGCCUGUCUUGGAUCCGGGACGGCCAUUUCCUCUCUGGGCCCCGGAGUGCACUCGGGUUGCUCGGAGCUCAGGACGGGGCGGGAAGCAGGCUGCUGUCCCCGCGUGUCUGCUGGCGCGGGGCCUUUGUACCCGUUGGAGACACGGGGCCUGGGAUCCGGGGGCCUCCACCUCGGAGGUCCCACCAGACAGACCCUCAGCUCUUUUUCUGACUCGAGCCGGCGGCAAGCCUUGCUGGAUUCAGGUUGGACAGGUCUGCCAUGUGGGCGCCCCGGCUGCAGCUGCUGCUCCUGCUGGGCGCGUCGUGGGCGCGGGCGGGCGCCCCGCGCUGCACCUACACCUUCGUGCUGCCGCAGCAGAAGUUCACGGGCGCCGUGUGCUGGAGCGGACCGGCGGCCGCGCGGCCGGCGCCCGAGGCCGCGAACGCCAGCGAGGUGGCGGCGCUGCGCAUGCGCGUGGGCCGCCACGAGGAGCUGCUGCGCGAGCUGCAGAGGCUGGCGGCGGCCGACGGCGCCGUGGCCGGCGAGGUGCGCGCGCUGCGCAAGGAGAGCCGCGGCCUGAGCGCGCGCCUGGGCCAGCUGCGCGCGCAGCUGCAGCACGAGGCGGGGCCGGGGGCGGGGCCGGGCCCGGGGGCGGAGCCUGCCGCCGCGCUCGCGCUGCUCGGGGAGCGCGUGCUCAACGCGUCGGCCGAGGCGCAGCGCGCCGCCGCGCGCUUCCACCAGCUGGACGUCAAGUUCCGCGAGCUGGCGCAGCUGGUGAGCCAGCAGAGCGGCCUCAUCGCCCGCCUGGAGCGCCUGUGCCCGGGGGGCGCGGGCGGGCAGCAGCAGCAGGUUCUGCCACCGCCCCUGGUGCCGGUGGUCCCAGUCAGUCUGGUGGGUGGCACCAGUGACGCAAGCAGAAGGCUGGAUCCAGCCCCACAGCCAGAGAGAGACCAGGCCCUGAGACGGCAGGGGCCCCUGGCCUCUCCUGUGCCCGCAGGGCACCCUGCCGUCCCCACCAAGCCGGCAGGCCCCUGGCGGGACUGUGCAGAAGCCCAGCAGGCAGGCCACAAGCAGAGCGGGGUGUAUGAGCUGCGCAUGGGCCGGCUUGUGGUGUCGGCGUGGUGCGAGCAGGAGCUGGAGGGUGGCGGCUGGACAGUGAUCCAGCGGAGGCAAGAUGGCUCCGUCAACUUCUUCACGACCUGGCAGCACUACAAGGUGGGCUUUGGGCAGCCCGACGGAGAGUACUGGCUGGGCCUUGAACCUGUGUAUCAGCUGACCAGCCGUGGGGACCACGAGCUGCUGGUGCUCCUGGAGGACUGGGGGGGCCGGGGAGCACGUGCCCACUACGAUGGCUUCUCCCUGGAACCCGAGAGCGACCACUACCGCCUGCGACUUGGCCAGUACCACGGUGAUGCUGGGGACUCUCUUUCCUGGCACAACGACAAGCCUUUCAGUACCGUGGAUAGGGACCGAGACUCUUAUUCUGGUAACUGUGCCCUGUAUCAGCGGGGAGGCUGGUGGUACCAUGCCUGCGCCCACUCCAACCUCAACGGUGUGUGGCACCGCGGUGGCCAUUACCGGAGCCGCUACCAGGAUGGCGUCUACUGGGCGGAGUUCCGUGGCGGGGCGUACUCGCUCAAGAAGGCUGCCAUGCUGAUCCGGCCCCUGCGGCCGUGACUACGUGUCCAUCUGUCCCUCAGGCCCCAGGGGCCCCAGGCUGUCCUGGCCACACCUCCUUCGUGGCUCAGUGCUGACGUGUCCCACAGAACCUCCCAUGUUGGGGUCUGUUACCCCGGACGCCCCCCAAAUGGGCCCCAGGAACCCCCCGC